AUGGAAGAUGUUCCAUAUGAAGACACUGAUUGCAGGAGCAUACUGAGUCGAGCAUUAGAUGUUCCCGAGUAUUCUGGUCGGGUGAGGGGCAAGGGAUUUGGGAUCACUCAAAAAUCCUUGAAUAUUAAAAAACAAAAGACUCCUAGCAAUAAAGAACUGCAGCAAACUUUGGAAGCAUUAAAAGCUGAAGUUCUUGAAUUAAGAAAGGAAAGAGAAAGAGAUCGAGCAGCGGGUUUUAAAGAUACUAGUGACAAAGAUAGUAUCAAUUGUAAUUUUCAACCGACUAUUCCAGAGGGCAUUUCACCUUGUCACCUCUACUUAGCGAGACCGACUUAUCGGAUGGUUGGCAAGGGGAAAGUUCAUAACAAUUUGGGUGAAUUACUUCACACUAAACCGCUCCCUACUGGAUCUUUGAAAGUCUCGGUUGAUAUUGCUUUGGAGAAGGAUGCGUUAUUACCACAUCCUGACGAUGUUUCGGAUGCAACUUUAUUAGGAGAUGCCAUAGGUUCAUUUGUUGCAUGGCCGACAGACCUCAUUAUCGUAGGAUAUGAGACUCCCACAAAAUCCAAAGCAAAAGAUAAGGGGAUUGCGCGGGAAAUCGAGUCAGUUGCAUCGCAAAAAGAGAUUCCUGUUGCUAAGAAGACUGAAAUUUCCAAGAGGACCGGGGCUAAAAAGAAAAAUCCUUCCAAGUAUAGAGCGUGCCUCCAUACAUAUUUAGAAACGACAGAUAUUUCGGAUGGAUGUGUUCGUUUAAUACCUAUGGAUGGAGCUAUUUUUGGUUUUGAGUAUGCCGAGCCAUUGGGUAAAGAGGAUUUUGAUCAAAUUUUGUAUCAUACGCAAUUAAGCGUUGGUGUUAUCAACACAUACAUGAGGUAUUUAUAUGACAAAUUGAUGGGUCCGCGUGGGUUGGAGCAAAGAUUCUCAUUCUUAAAUCCCAUGAAAACGAACUUAACCGAAAUGAUAAGAAAACCAGAUGAAGUCAGGACGUAUGUAGUCGAGCGCUUUAUGGCCGACACAGAUAGAGAAAAGUUGUUCUUUUUACCGUUUAAUACCGGCGACGGUGGACAUUGGUUGUUGGUCGCGAUAAAUCCUUUUAAAGAAAUUGUGUAUUAUUUGGAUUCUUUACACAAGGAUUGGACAACAUACCCUGCUAUGAAGACGAUAGUUGACACCAUUAUACAAACUGUUCGAGCACAAAGAAAAAUUCAAGUACCAAAGAGAAAAGCCAAUAACAUUACAUGGAAUAGAGUGGAGUGUCCUCGACAGCGUAAUAAUAUAGAUUGUGGAUAUUACACGUUGAGGUUUAUGAAAGAAACUCUUCUUAUGGAUCGAACAGAUAUUCCAUCUGAUUACUUUGAUGAAUAUAGAUGUGCUUAUUACUCAAAAGAUCAGUUGGAUGAAAUUAAAGAGGAAUUGUGUCAAUUCAUUAUCGAGCUACAGGUUUUGUGAGGUUAUAUAGCAUAUUUAG
Messenger RNA from Lathyrus oleraceus (garden pea), 1468 nucleotides. RefSeq lists its product as uncharacterized. The transcript is spliced from 11 exons. The record is from RefSeq and is a predicted model, not a curated record. Gene Ontology annotation, molecular function: cysteine-type peptidase activity. Bases 1 to 1449 code for a protein of 482 amino acids. NCBI's taxonomy places the organism in Eukaryota, Viridiplantae, Streptophyta, Magnoliopsida, Fabales, Fabaceae. Gene Ontology annotation, biological process: proteolysis.